AUAGUAUCGAACGACCGAAUCCCGCUUGUUCGCAACGAUUCGAUCAUCUUGUUCGCUCUCGCUGCCGCCUCGACCGGUUUGAAGUGACCAAAUACAAUUUGAAUGGUUUAAGAUUUGCAUGACUGGCCACGGAAAAGGAAUGGGAAUGUUGUUAUAAUUAUUCUAUGGUAUUGAGAUAUGACAUCGUUGUAGAUGGUAGAUUUGCUUAUGUGUUGAAUUGAAUAUUGAAUGAAAUAUUUAUUUCCACACAGGUAUUUAAUUUAAACAAAGUAAUGUAUUACUGGUAAAACCCAAUACAAGCACCUAUUUUGAUAAAAUCAUGAUUCAAUAAAAAGCAGAACACAGCUAAAUAUUAUACUAACUAGAACAGAAAACACAACAUAUAGACACAACAAUAAUUCAAAUUCAAAUGAAUCUGAAUCGGUCGUUCCAACUGUUCGGAUUCAGUGGUUAUUGCCGUUAUGUUGGCAUCAAAAAGUAUCGAAAUGAAUAUUGAUUGACAUGAUUCGGUCCUUUUCAAAAUCGGUCACUGAUUGAUUCGGUCCUCGUAAAAUGAACGAUUGACACAACACUAACUCCUACAGCUUAGUUUAGACCGGGGAGAAGUCCCAAUACUUUAAGCCUGCUUAGCAUUCUGUGUUUUGUGGUGUAGAUGUAAACUACAGAUUCCCCCAUAAUGUAAACAUACUUUAAAAAAUAUUAAAAUAGUAUUGAAAAAUACUAAAAUUGUCCGAAGUGUUUGGCAUUUUGAUGGCAGUUAAUUCAGAAAUUUUAUGUAUAGGUUAAAGAAUUUUGGGAAUAGGUUUAUGCUUGAUGCAGUACUCAGCUCGUGGAUAUUUAGCUUAACAUGGAAAAACCUUUAGAAAUUUUGGAUUAUUCUCACCAGAAAUUAAAAAAGCUAAAUAAACCCUCCCCAAAGGAAUUGGAAGUGGUGGAACUUAUACUGGAUGACAAUGAGUUACAACGUUUAGAUAAUAUCGACUCUUACAUAAAACUUCAAAAGCUAUCAGCUUGCCGUAAUCAGUUGCUUCGAAUGUAUGGGGUGUGCAGACUGCAUAAUUUACACACUCUAAACUUGGCUUAUAAUGGAAUUUUGAUGAUUGAAGGUUUAAAAGAUCUUACUGGUUUAAAGUGGUUGUGCCUUGCUGGGAAUAGCAUCAAGACCAUCGAACAUUUAAAUACUAACAUAUGUAUGGAAUAUUUGGAUUUAUCAGAAAACAGUAUAACCCAUAUUAGCGAUCUCUCUUUUCUUAAAAAUCUCAAGGAACUUUUUUUAAAUAAGAAUAAGAUUAACCAUUUGGGACAAUGUGAUCGCUUUUUACCAGCCAGCUUAACAACACUAACUUUAGCUAACAAUAAUAUUUCCGAUUUAAAUGAAAUAUCAAGAUUGUCACAUCUCGUUAAUUUAACAAAAAUUUCUAUUUGUAAUAAUCCUUGUGUUAAUAUGACAGGAGGCAACAUUGGUUUCGAUUACCGUCCAUUUGUAAUAAACUGGUGCUUAAAUGUCAAUGUUAUAGACGACUAUGUUGUAGAUGCAAUCGAAAGUUUGCGGGCCGAGUGGCUUUAUUCUCAAGGCAGAGGUAGGCAUUUUAGAAUUGGAGAUCAAAAAGAGUUGACUCAGUAUUUAGCUGCCGUGUGCCCUUUAACAGGCGAGACUUUGGAAACCGAGGAAGAUCGAAAACUGAGGCUAAUAUUAAGCAAGGCACAACACCACCAGCAGCAACUAAGGGAACAAUCAUCAAACAAUACUCCGCAACCCUCGCCUGCAACCAAAAAGAAAUUACAGCAAAAUAAAAAUUCUCCGCGGAUUAAUACUCUCAGACAAAACAAGAGAAAUAAGUCUCCAGAUCGAAUGGUCACAAGUUACUAUGGUUCAGUUGGUGGUGACAAUUAUAGCCAGUCUAUCAUGUCACAAAGUUUAGAUCCCACUUUGCUAAGACAAAGUAUAAUGUCUCAAGGCAUGUCAAAGAGUAUGCAGGAAUCAGUCAAUAAUUAUUGCAAUACACCUGACAAAUAUUCGGAAAUUGAGGCCGUAAACAGUCCUCUUCAAGCUCUUUCUAAGAUGGUGCCAGUGCCAGAAAAUCUAAUGAGUCCAGACUAUAAGCCACCUUCGCUUAUAGGAAAAACCAUUUCGACUCAACAUAGUAUGCCAAUGAACAGAGUGAGUUCCGGUAAAGAUUUACCUGUAGUUCGGUCACCAAAAUCCGUUCGGGCUUCUUCGGCCGCAACUACCAGAAAUCAGACUAAUAACGACUUUUCAAGAAAAGUUGGAGGUUCACCUUCUCCUUGCAGACAAAAGAAAAUCGCCAAUUUGAAUUCAAACAAACAAGAAGUGUCUAAAAAAAGUUCUAUAUUGCGUAGAAAAUCCCCAAGUAGCGAAGAUGAAUCUGAAAUAUGCGAUUCAAAGUUACACAUGAUCCAAAUGAAGGUCCAGGAAAGAAAGCAACAAAGAGAUUCGGAAAUACUAAACAGUAGUAGCAAUGAAGAAAAAGUUGAACGGGCUGCUAUAUGUAUACAGAAAGUUUGGAGGGGAUAUUAUACCAGGAACAAAGACAAAGAGGUUCAGGAAAUGUUUCGAACACUCCAAAAUCAGAGGGCAAGUCAAUAUAUUCAAAAACUAGCUUCAGAUAUGGAAACUACCAAGGCGGCAUUAGAAAGUGAAAGAAAAAUCCAAAUGUUACAAACUGAAGCGAUUAGCGCUCUGUGGAAAAAGAUAUCCUCACUUCAGAUGGGAAGUAGUGAAGCAAACCCGCCCGGCAAUAUAAACAUGACAAAUCUGUCUGAAACGAAUGCAGAGGUGAUCAAGGGCCUGGCCCAGACAUGCUCUCUGUUACAAAAUCAGAUUCAGCAAUUACAAGUCUCAAUGCAGGACAUUGUUAAGGUGAUGACUGUGUUUAGUCACAGCGCAGGCAUGAGCGGGCACUUAAAAGAGAAUGGAAUUGCUACUCAAACAGAAAUUGUUGCUGUCCACACCCCGCAGGGAGAGAAUGGUAAGAAUUUCCCUUUUCAAAAAAGUCAAAGUCCGCAGCUGCAGCAGUCCCGUCCAUCUUCGCUACCAUUACCUGUGAACCAACGCAGGAAAGAUAAUCUUCAAAGUGGUGGUGUCAAUCAAGAACUAAAGCAGUUUGCCGGUAGUUUAAUUGAGGAUGUAAUAAAAACGGUGUCUGAAACGAAAAGUGAUGGUUUUGAAAAUGGAGACAACAGCAUUGGCAUUAGAGUAAAUGAAGAUGUCGGAUCGAACCAAGGAUUCGAGGAAGGUAUUAAUACAACCUAGCGAGCGGGAUUUAGAUCAGCAAGAUUAAUGUAAGGUUUUGUGCGAAAAGUACUUUUUUGCAGCUGAUGUGUUGUGAAGAACAAAUUGGCUUUUAGUUUUAUUGAAAAUUGCACAUGUUUGAUUAAGCAAACUAAAUAUGAUUGUCGCAACGGAGAGAUUUUUACUUCAGAUUAGUGGUUAAAUUAUGCAAAGGUUUAUGUGUAAAAUUUUUGCUAUAAGACUAAUUUCGUUAAGUCACAAAACCAGUCAAAUUAUUAAAACAUUCUUUGUUUAAGCAGUCAGCAGUGGAAAUUUGAAAUACCUUGUGUGAAAACAGAGCAAUGAUACUGUCACACGUACAUUCUAAAUGCUAAAUCGCUUUUCAGAUUCAUGUUAGAUAUUAAAUGUUUAAUUGUUAAUACUCUCCUAUUUAGUUAGAAAUUGUUAAACUAAAGCUGUUUUGUUAAAUGGCCGCUUAGUAAUGUUAUAAUUAGUGUAUUUGUAGUAGUUUUUUGGGGGAUACACUUUUAUAUAUUUUCACAGAAACUUGUAAUGGUCAAAGUGCAACUUUAUUAAAAUAAUUUAUAUAUUUUUAUGCAAUGUGACAUUGUUAUCAUUUUUUAGGUAUUUAUUAAUAAAAUGCUUUUCAAAAGACAGAA
Messenger RNA from Cylas formicarius (sweet potato weevil), 3912 nucleotides. RefSeq names its product centrosomal protein of 97 kDa-like. Gene Ontology annotation, biological process: mRNA splicing, via spliceosome. The coding region runs from base 848 to 3274 and encodes 808 amino acids. The transcript has 15 exons. Lineage: Eukaryota; Metazoa; Arthropoda; Insecta; Coleoptera; Brentidae. Gene Ontology annotation, molecular function: protein binding; U2 snRNA binding. The record is from RefSeq and is a predicted model, not a curated record.